CUGCUUCUUUUUCCGGUGAGGAGGGGAGGGAGGAGGCCAACCUGCUCCCAUCCAGCUUUCAUCUGCCAUGACCGGCCGAGGCACCCCGAGCCGCUUCCUGGCCAGCGUCUUGAGGAACGGGGUGGGCCGCUACGUGGGGCAGCUCCAGCGCCUCACCUUGACGGUCAGCCGGGAUGCGCAGAGCUCGCGGGGCGCCAGACAAUACAUUGAAGAAAAGGUGGUGGACUUUGCCAGGCAGAACCCUGGGAUUGUGUUCUAUGUUACUCCAAAGCAGUGCAGGGUCCCUACGUUGACUGCUGAAUACUUGAAUGGAACCGUAAAGGUAGAGUGUUUAACCAGCAAGACAGUGGAUGAGAUUGCAAAGAUCAUCCAGAAGCUGGCAGGCCAGUCUGGCCUGGAGAUCAUCCGUAUCCGAAAGCCUUUCCAUACAGAUAACCCCAGUAUCCAAGGCCAGUGGCACCCAUUCACAAAUAAGCCCAGCAAGCUCAAUGUGGAAGCUGUGGGUCAGCAGCUUCUUCAGCUCCCAGAAAACUAAAUCUACAAUGGUGCAAACCACUCGGGGCUUUUGUGAGUGGGAAUUUCUUGUAUCCAUGCCAAGAUUAUAAAGCUACGUUGAUAUUCAUCUGGAGGAAGAAUAUCAUCCCUCUCCUGAAGAAAAUGGGAUUUGAAAGGAUUCCAAACUACUAUAUGUUGACAUGGGACAAUUUCCUACCUGUUUUGUUGUGUUUUAUCAGCUAAGUCACAGGCCAACCCAGGUCAAUGAUGAACAAGGCCUAGAACUGGAUGGGACUGGUUCCUCCUCCUAAAGAGAGUAGCAGAGACUUUAGAGGAGACUGUACUCUACACCACCAGCUACUUGUUGUUCUGGUAGCUUUUCUUAUCCAUGUUUUGUGCUGAAUGUUACCCUCAGCUAAUGCUACUCUUGCUGGAAUUGGAAAUAAAUGGAUGGACCUAC
Molecule: messenger RNA, 955 nt
Organism: Zootoca vivipara (common lizard)
Lineage: Eukaryota; Metazoa; Chordata; Lepidosauria; Squamata; Lacertidae
Gene: MRPL43
Product: mitochondrial ribosomal protein L43
Biological process (GO): mitochondrial translation
Cellular component (GO): mitochondrial large ribosomal subunit
Molecular function (GO): structural constituent of ribosome
Source: RefSeq, a predicted model, not a curated record